This is a messenger RNA of Suillus bovinus, 631 nucleotides long. RefSeq lists its product as uncharacterized. The transcript has 2 exons. Bases 84 to 410 code for a protein of 108 amino acids. The record is from RefSeq and is a predicted model, not a curated record. NCBI's taxonomy places the organism in Eukaryota, Fungi, Basidiomycota, Agaricomycetes, Boletales, Suillaceae.
AGAUCUUGUAAGAUAACAAAUAAUAUUGGGUCGACUCUUCGGACAAUACUUACAAGCAGCUUCCACAUAUAUAAUCAGUUCAAAUGGAUGUUCAGUCCAGGGAACUCACCGUGACUUACAAAAUUGUCCCACCACCAUCUACGGUAGCUCCUCCGUCCCUCUCGCAGGAGACGACUCAUAGGUUUCCUGUCGUAUCUCUGCCUGCUUCGGAGUCUCAGGAGGACAUUGACUCAGAGCUGAAGAGAUAUUAUGCAUCUCUGCGAGCAUCGAUUGCAGAAGCUCGUACAAAACUCGGAGAAGAGUUGACCGCUUGGAGGGAUGCAGUAGGAAGCGCAGAACUUGGAAAAGAAAAGUCUGUAAAAGCUGAAGCCGACGACGAAGGAGAGGAAGAGGAGAACGCAGAGGAAUGACAUUAGACAAGGAUCAUGUAGUCCUCAGUGAGCAAAGUCCUUGUAGCGUACAGUUGCAGUGCAGCACGUCAAUGAGAUGAAUUUUGAACAUGGUCGUCACAAAAUCAAUGAUUCCUCUUCCUCAAUUCUACCUUGGCUCCUUUCGAUGACUCAUUCCCAUGAGAAGUGGCUGGUCCAAGAGGAUUGCCGUUAGGAACUGCGAGGGGGCUAUGUGAGUGCUU